Messenger RNA from Neolamprologus brichardi, 926 nucleotides. RefSeq names its product Fer3 like bHLH transcription factor (gene ferd3l). Gene Ontology annotation, molecular function: DNA-binding transcription factor activity, RNA polymerase II-specific; RNA polymerase II transcription regulatory region sequence-specific DNA binding; protein dimerization activity. The record is from RefSeq and is a predicted model, not a curated record. Lineage: Eukaryota; Metazoa; Chordata; Actinopteri; Cichliformes; Cichlidae. Gene Ontology annotation, biological process: regulation of transcription by RNA polymerase II; developmental process.
GGACAGUGCAUCAACUGGCAGGGCCGUCGAGCUUGCCUUUUUUUAAAAAGUCUUUCUCAUCCCAGUCACCGGUCGACUGACGGCAAAAAUGGGCUCAAUUAAGAGCAAGAGGGACAUGAAAGAUGUCGCGCUGUGAGGUGGUAGAGGCGACUUAUUAAAACAGCAGGAAGAAGCUCUUGGACUUGGGCCCAAUAGGAUCUAACCCUGUAGCGCACUGACCGGAUUUGGAGAAAGUUGGAUUUAUUUGAUUGGGUGCUUUGGAUUGUGUGUCUGGUGAACGACUUUAGUCCGUCUGAGAGCUCUGAUUGGAGUCAGUUUCUUAACAGAAAAACAAAAGAGAGACUUUCUCUCAAACUGCAGCGCAUUGAAGAUGGAAAUGCAGGGCCGAUUUAUUGACUCCACGGUGAUGAACAUUAAUGUUAUAGAGUAUCCCCACAAAUAUGCUUUAGCACCAAAGCAGCAGGUGGAUGCUGCUCCAUCCUGUCCAAUCAGCCAAAGGCAGUUAAACGAGCCUUCCUGGAGCCGGGAAGCGGAGGACGGUGUACGCACUGCUCAGGUGGCGAUGUGCUCGCCGAGAUACUACAGCCGCGGGGCCCGGGGGAACACGAAGGCCAAGCGGAGGAGGAUCAUCACGGUGGUCCAGCGGCAGGCGGCCAAUGUGCGGGAGAGAAAGCGAAUGUUCAGUCUGAAUGAGGCGUUUGACGAACUAAGGAGAAAAGUUCCUACAUUCGCAUACGAGAAGAGGCUGUCCCGUAUCGAGACGCUGCGUCUGGCCAUCGUCUACAUCUCCUUCAUGAUGGACCUGCUGGAGAACACCUGAGACACAACAGCUCAGCUUUAUCUAUGGCAGACUGAACUAGACUGAAGGCGCCACUCAACCCACCAAUGACACGGACAUAAAUGAGCAGCUGACUUUCCGUGUAUGG